ACUCCUCGAUGGUGCUUCCCUCUUGCAUGUUAUCCAGCCACCUGGUAGCCCUCAUAGCGGAUAGUAACGAACGGCGCGUAUGACAGUGGGGGAAGACACAGCGAGGGUGGGAAAGGAGUUCAUUUCAGCUUCCCUGGACUAGAGUGGGAACCGGUGGAACCCCUUAGUGUGAUCGACAUCGGAAUAACACCCGUCUGCAACCAUUUCAUAACAACAGGAAGAACCUUAUUUCAACAUCACGGGUAUCUUAACUAUCUUGUCGAAGGGACAAGCCUUACCUUGACAACCCAACAAGCUCGGAUUUGGCGGGAUAAUUACGUCUGCGCACAAAUAGUCAGUCCAAUGGCGCAGUCUGUUGAGUUGACUCACGCAACACCCACCCACAUCCCCUCAAUCGCCGAACCUCUGGCACCUUACAUCAAAAGCCGCCAGGAUGCCCUGCUGAUUCGGCAAGCUCUGACCAUAUAUCUUCGCUCCCAUAUCGAGUUCGCAGAAAAUAAUACCGAGCACCCAGAAUGCCACAGUCAAUCCCAUCUGGCGUUAUCAGUGCCUCACGAAGCAGUGGUCGAUGUCAAGCGGCUUCCAUCAGAGUUGACAGGGUUGCGAAGACAGUACCUAGAAGCGCUCCAGUCGAAUGUGGCUGCAAGGAGGGAAUAUCAGUCAGUUGUGGAGAAGUUAACUUCUGUGGGCCUUGAAAGGAGCAAACCACGGGCGGAAAAUUUAACAGUGGAUUCGUCUGCGGAGUUACAGGAGUACCUGCGGCUUCUCCGUGACCGGCGUCGACAUGCGAAGCUUCAGGUUUUUGAACACUACAUCAAAGAGCUCAAACAACGUGAUACGCCCAGACCAGCGGAUUUAGAGGAUAGUGGGAUUCAUUAUCAGCAGCUUGCACCGCCACCAGUAGCCGAAGUUACACGACAUGGCUCUACCACCGGGCUUACCGUCGAAGAGCAGAUGCAUAGCCUGGAGAAAGCCGUUAUCCGCGCCAAGGCUCAGCUGGAGAGAGAGAAAGGGCUGUUAGAAGAACUUCAGGCGCAGCAAGCGCCCGUAGAGGCCCAAGAUAUUCCACGCGCAGUUAAGGGCGUGGCGUUACAGCGAACUCGUAAUGAGUUGGUGCGCUGGGUGGAGGAGAAAUUAGUAAGUGCUGGAAACAACGAGAACCGUUUGGCCUCUCGAGAUUUUCAUUCGGAGGACAUGGAUGAGUCUGUGCGUCUGCUUGGGGAGAAGAAAGCACAUAUUGCACAACAAUACGCUGCAUAUGCGGAUGCUCGCAAGCGUCUGCUUGAUGCUGCCUCCAGAGCUUGCCAACCAGUUACUCUCCCGGCGGCAAAGCCCUCAUCACGGCCUACUAGCUUGGUGCAGGGGAAGAAUGCAUCAGAGGGCACACAAUCUCUGGAUGCUUUGGGAGUCCUUACUUUUGCCAGCGAUGUCCUUCAGCCGUUGGCCAGGAGCCAGCGCGCAUUGGCACUACAGAAAUUCUACCUGUCGGGUAUGCUUGCGAAAGAAAAAGCCACCACCCUUCGCAUUCUGAGCAGACUGCGAGAUGAAAGCCACCUUCUCCCAGAGUACCCAACUCUGGCACGCCAGCCACGGUUCAAACAUGCGACAGCAACUCUAGCUUUGCACCAGGGCACGAGCACAGAGUCUGCCAAGCCAGACCAACUUGUUGACCUGGCCGAGGCAUGGGCAUCUGCUUCAAAUGCAGCAGGCAUGGCUGAACAAGAAUACGUCGAGUACCGACUGGAGGAAGGGAUAGAGACAGCGCAGGAUGCGCAACAGGCGCUGGAAGAUGUCUAUGAGAUACUUAACCAGAACCUGGAGGAUACCUUACGUGACCGGCAGGGCGAAUCGGGCGAGGACAGUAUGUGGCCGUCGGGGGCACGAUUGACUCGGUCACGGGCCAAAAUGCAGCAGAGCCAACAGCCAGCGAAGGGUCCAUGGAGUGGACUCCAUGGUCAAGUGGCUGUAGGAAGAUGAUUUAUGAAGGCGAGCAGCUACUGAUGGUACAUAAUGUUAUUUAUUUUUUUUGGUUUUGAUAAUACUCGUAGAUUGCUUGUCUCAUGUAAUAGCGCCCCGUUCAUGCCACGUUCUGUCCUUGCACGCUAGAAAUAUUCA
Molecule: messenger RNA, 2115 nt
Organism: Aspergillus piperis CBS 112811
Lineage: Eukaryota; Fungi; Ascomycota; Eurotiomycetes; Eurotiales; Aspergillaceae
Exons: 1
Coding region: 343-1977 (544 amino acids)
Source: RefSeq, a predicted model, not a curated record